Molecule: messenger RNA, 3269 nt
Organism: Rhodamnia argentea
Lineage: Eukaryota; Viridiplantae; Streptophyta; Magnoliopsida; Myrtales; Myrtaceae
Product: disease resistance protein At4g27190-like
Molecular function (GO): ADP binding; ATP hydrolysis activity
Source: RefSeq, a predicted model, not a curated record
UCUUCGGCUUCUCGGCUACUUAUUCUUCUUCUUCAUUAUCUUUUGCUCCUUUUCAUCUCUCUCUCUCUCUCUCUGUUUUUGCGCUCGUUGUUUCUCGUACAAAAAAUCAAAGAAAAAUGUCGAUGGAUGCUGCCAUUGCUAUUGUAUGGGAUGUCUUGAAGAUGGGGUUUGAUCCCAUCAAGCGUGGAUUCGGAUACGUCAUGUCCUCCAAGAGCUACGCCGACAAUCUUCGGCAGGAGGUCGGGAAGCUCGAUGAGCAGGUGGAGAGGGUCGGCCGUCUUGCCGAAAGGGCUAGAAACAGUCGGGCCUUGUACCCUCGCUUCACGAGGUGGGAGGAUGAUGCCAAGAGGAACUCCAGGGACGCGCAAGGCCUGUUGGACGCCUUCGAUGAGGCGACCAAGACUUGCUGCUACGGGAGACUUCCCGACCCCAAAUGUCGCUAUCAGUUCAGCACCAAGGCCAAGGCCCAGAUCAAGGUCAUUGGGGAGCUCGCUCAACAAUGCAAUGAUCGAUUCAAGGAAUUGGACGACAUCUCCUGGGUUCCUGCUCCAGGGGAAGUCACUGUUCCGAAUCCGGCCAGGAGAGUCCAGCCGCCCACCGGGACGGCCUCUGUUUCUUCUGCCUCGACUUCGAUUACUCCUAGGGAGGAUGGCGUCUUCGAAUCUAGAGCUUUGAUGAUACAGAAAGUCAUGGACGCUCUUGCCAAUAACAGCAACAGUGUGGUUGGGAUUUACGGGAUGGGCGGGGUCGGCAAGUCCACCCUUUUGGUGGAUAUCGAAAAAAGAAUAAGGAGAGAGAACUCUUUUGAUUGGGUGGCUAGGGCCGACGUGUCGGAAAAUACAGACAUCAAGAGGAUUCAAGGAGAGAUUGCGCGCGCUUUGGACCUUACUGACAUGAAGGCCGAAGAGUGUCCCACGGCGCGAGCGGAACUUCUGCAACAGAGGUUGGAAAACGAGGAGGGGGAGAAAAAGAAGGUGCUCAUAAUACUGGACAACCUCUGGGAACAGCUCGACUUGAAAUCAGUCGGCAUUCCUUGCGGACCCGACAACAAAGCUACAGGAUGCAAGUUGUUGUUGACGGCGAGAGAGCAACGUGUUUUGCGAAGGGAAAUGCGCUGUGACAGCGCCUUCCUCCUUGGUGAGCUGGAAAACGUAGAGGCAAAGAGAUUGUUUGAGAAGAUGGUGGGAGGCAAAGUUGAAGUUGGGUGGGAACCCUUGGUGGAGGAAGCACUCGGCAUCUGUGCAGGCUUGCCUUUCCUAAUUGUUGCAAUAUCAAAGCUUUUUAUAGACACUACUUACUCUGCAUGUAAGUGUGCUUUGACACAAAUCUGGAGCAAAGAUACCGGUGAGACAGGUGAGUUGAUAAACAAGACUCUGCAAAUUAGUUAUGAACGUAUAAAACGCAAGGAGGCGAAGUCAUUGUUACAACUCAUUGCUGUUUAUGGUGUCUCUAAGCCCUCUCUUGAAAAUUUGGUGAGGUACGGCUUUGGUUUGGGGUUACUCGGAGAAGAUAGUAGCAUGGAAGAUGCUAGAAAUAUGUUGAGCUUACUGAUCGAAGAUCUUCAAGACUCCUCCCUAUUGUUACGCGGCGAAGAAGGUGAUGGUUUCAAGAUACAUGACUUGGUCCGUGAGUUUGUUGCCUCGAUCAUUUCAAAAGAUCGCCCUCUUCUUGUGCUGAAAGACAAGUCUGUUGCCAAGUUGUCCCAGGACAAGCUCCAAAGUUGCGAGGCGAUAUGCUUUCCCUACGUUGACAUGAAAAAGCUUCCCCAAAAAUUAGUUUGUCCGGAAUUGCGCAUCUUUUUACUGUUCGCAAACGAUAAAUCCUUAGAGGUCCCAGAUUCAUGUUUCAACUUUAUGAGAAAACUCAAGGUCUUAAAUUUCACUGGGAUAUGUCUCAGUCGUUUGCCUUCGCCGUUUCAAUUCCUGGAGAACUUACGCACUCUAUGUAUGGAUAAUUGUUCGUUAGAAGACGUGGCCAUUCUUGCCGAGCUUAAAGGGUUAGAAAUUCUCAGCCUUAGAGGUUCCAAAAUUCAGCGGUUGCCGAAAGAAAUUGGGCAACUGGUAGAGCUGAGGUUAUUAGAUUUGAGCCAUUGUUAUCGACUUAAGAUAAUUGAACCGGAUGUACUUGGAAGGUUGACCAAAUUGGAGGAGUUGUACAUGGAGCGUAGCUUUGAUCAGUGGAAUGCCGUGGAGCAAACUCCAGCAACUAAUGCCAGUCUUAUUGAGUUGAAUAACAUGAAGAAUCUCCGCGCUCUGCAUGUAUCCAUUUCCGAUCCGAGUGUGCUCCCAAAGGACCUAGAUAUUGAGAAAUUAACCAAAUACAGAAUCUCAAUAGGAAAUAUGUGGCGCUGGAGCGAGUACGAAGGAUUGAGGACAUUGGAGCUGGAGUUGAAUUCAAAAAGCGAUAUUCUUCGUGAAAAAUGCAUACAAAGUGUCUUAUGCAAAACCGACGAUCUGUUUUUGAAAGAUUUGAACGGAAUUGAGCAAAGCGUCUGCCGGUUAUCCCAAGAAGGUUUUUCACAAUUAAAGCAUCUAGAGGUCGAGGAUAGUUCUUCCCUCCAUUACAUCCUCGACUGCUCUUCCCUUCCCACUUUUAAGGCGUUGGAGUCAUUACUUCUCAAGUGUCUCAUCAAUUUGGUGAAGAUAUGCCACAACCAUAUCUCUCCCGAGUCCUUCUGUGCAUUAAAAGAAGUACGAGUUGAAGGUUGCGACAAGAUGGAAGUUCUAUUUCCUUGUUCAGUGGUGAGACAACUUCCACAUCUAGAAAAGAUAGAAGUUGUCGAUUGCAAGUUAAUGCGAGGGAUUGUAGACGUUGAUGAUGAUCGUGGAAAAUUUGAGUUGCCUAAAUUGCGCGUAUUGAAAUUGCGUGACUUGCCAAAUAUCCAGAAUUUUAUCACUGGCGGUUCGUCUCCUUCGAGUAGUACAUCAAACGACCAAGUUGGCACUCAAAUUGCAUUCUUCAAUGGACGACAGGUUGCCUUUCCAAGUUUGGAGACAUUAGAAUUGGAUGGCUGUGACAACCUCGAGUUUAUAUUUUUUCCAUCCAUGGUGAAAUCUCUCACACAACCGAGAGAUCUAACGGUAUCAAAUUGCAAGAAGAUGGAGACAAUCAUUGCGGAGGAAGAAGGGCUGGGAAUGGAAAUAUCAAAAACUUCGGCAUUCUCAAUGUUAACCAAUUUACGCUUAGAUUGUUUGGAAAGCUUGAAGUGCUUCACUUGCAGAAAGUGUAAGAUCAGUUUUUUCUUUUUAUUACUAAAGAUUUUCGUGUAG